Brassica napus (rape) is the source of this 1354-nucleotide messenger RNA. Its product is annotated as protein STRICTOSIDINE SYNTHASE-LIKE 3-like. The transcript is spliced from 4 exons. The coding region runs from base 47 to 1228 and encodes 393 amino acids. The record is from RefSeq and is a predicted model, not a curated record. Gene Ontology annotation, biological process: biosynthetic process. NCBI's taxonomy places the organism in Eukaryota, Viridiplantae, Streptophyta, Magnoliopsida, Brassicales, Brassicaceae. Gene Ontology annotation, molecular function: strictosidine synthase activity.
UUCCCAACCAAAUUCAUCUUACUAAAAAGUCUUCAGUGUAACAAACAUGGCGACCACGGUCUUCUCCAAGCUCUCGAAGAUCUUCUUCCUCUUCGCCAUCUACUGCGCUCUCGAUCCCUUCAAACACAGCUCCAUCUCCAAGUACCCUGUCUUCCAGACUUACAAGAUCGACAUGCCGCCGUUGUCGUCUCUCCCCAAGGAGAGAGACCACGAGAAUCUUCUCCAGAACUCCGAGAUCAAGUUCUUAAACGAGGUUCAGGGUCCCGAGAGCAUUGCUUUCGAUCCGCUUGGCCGUGGUCCCUACACCGGCGUUGCCGACGGUCGUAUCCUCUUCUGGGAUGGCACUCGCUGGACCGAUUUUGCUUACACGUCCAACAAUCGGUCAGAACUGUGUGAUACAAAGUCUUCACUGUUGGCUUACUUAAAGAAUGAACAUAUAUGUGGACGGCCUUUGGGUCUUCGGUUCCACAAGAGAACUGGAGAUUUGUACGUUGCGGAUGCGUAUUUUGGGAUAAUGAAGGUCGGUCCUGAAGGAGGUUUGGCUACUUCACUUACAACCGAGGGAGAUGGAGUGCCUUUGAGAUUUACCAAUGAUCUUGACGUUGAUGAUGAAGGGAAUGUCUACUUUACAGACAGCAGCUCUGUUUUCCAACGAAGGAACUUCAUGCACUUGAUUGUCUCCGGGGAAGACACCGGGAGAGUGUUGAAAUACAAUCCAGAAACAAAGGAGACUACUACUCUCUUGAGAAAUCUCCAGUUCCCUAAUGGCUUAUCACUCGGCAAAGACGGUUCCUUUUUCAUAUUCUGUGAAGGAUCAAUUGGAAGAUUAAGGAAAUACUGGUUGAAAGGGGAGAAAGCAGGAACAUCAGAAGUGGUAGCUCUGUUACAUGGGUUCCCUGACAACAUCCGCACAAACAAAGACGGAGAUUUCUGGGUAGCGGUUCACUGCCACCGCAACAUAUUCACACACGUUAUGGCGCAUCACCCGAACGUGAGGAAGUUCUUUCUGAAGCUGCCAAUAACAGUCAAGUUCCAGUACUUGCUUCAGGUAGGUGGUUGGCCUCAUGCUGUUGCCGUGAAGUACAGUAAAGACGGGAAAGUGCUGAAAGUGUUGGAGGACAAGCAAGGGAAAGUGGUGAAGGCAGUUAGUGAAAUAGAGGAGAAAGAUGGGAAGCUUUGGAUGGGAAGUGUAUUGAUGUCUUUCAUUGCAGUAUAUGACUUGCCUUAGUUUUUAAAAAUAACUUGAAUUGAUUUUGCAGAUUUAUUAUACUUGCCACGAGGUUGCAACAUCUCUUUAUCGAACUCUGUUUUUGAUGCAAACAAUAAAUAAUUAUAUUAUAUAGUUUUUCAUGUA